Yarrowia lipolytica CLIB122 is the source of this 1290-nucleotide messenger RNA. RefSeq lists its product as uncharacterized. The record is from RefSeq and is a predicted model, not a curated record. Gene Ontology annotation, biological process: regulation of translational fidelity; 'de novo' cotranslational protein folding. Gene Ontology annotation, cellular component: cytosol. Gene Ontology annotation, molecular function: Hsp70 protein binding; ribosome binding. NCBI's taxonomy places the organism in Eukaryota, Fungi, Ascomycota, Dipodascomycetes, Dipodascales.
AUGUCUCUGCCUACUCUUCCUUCCGGAUGGGCUUCUGCCAACUCCGAGGGCUUUGUUGCCCACUCCGCCUUCACCUCUCCUGUCAAGCGACAGAUUGAGCCCGUUGGACCCGGGUUCCUGGCCCAUGCGCGACGAACUCUGCGAGGCCGAACUUGGUCUGAGGACGAGAAGGAGGAGGCCGCCAAGAACGUCAAGCAGGUCGAGGGCGAGGAUGAGGACGCCGAUCUCGGCGACGAGCCUGAAGACAUUGAGGAUCUCGAGCGAGAGGCCAAGGACUGGAAGUCUCAGGACCAUUACCGAGUUCUGGGUAUCUCUCACCUUCGACACCGAGCUACCGAGGACCAGAUCCGACGGGCCCACCGAAAGCGAGUGCUCAAGCAUCACCCCGAUAAGAAGGCCGCCUCCGGCUCCAAGCUCGACGAGGACGACUUCUUCAAGUGUAUCCAGAAGGCGUUUGAGGUUCUGAUGGACUCCAACCGACGACGACAGUACGACUCCGUCGACGAGGCUGCCAAUGUGGAGCAGCCCACCAAGAAGGAGACCACCGCCGAGAACUUCAUCGAGCUGUGGGGUCCCUUCUUCGACUCCGAGAUCCGAUUCUCCAAGACCCAGCCCUGUCCUUCUCUUGGUACCAUGGAGUCUUCCAAGGCCGAGGUGGAGGGCUUCUACGCCGCCAUGUACUCCUUCGACUCGUGGAGAACCUUUGAGUACCUCGACGAGGAUGUUCCCGAUGACUCUUCCAACCGAGACCACAAGCGAUACAUUGAGAAGAAGAACAAGGCCCAGCGACAGAAGCACAAGACCGAGGACACUGCCCGAUUCCGAGAGGCCGUUGACCUUGCUCUGUCCCUCGAUCCCCGAAUCAAGAUGUUCAAGGAGGCCGACAAGAAGGCCAAGGAGGCCAAGAAGUGGGAGAAGGAGGCCGGUGCCCGAGAGGCCGCUGCUAAGGCCGCAAAGGAGGCCGAGGAGGCUGCUGCCAAGGCCAAGAAGGAGGCUGAGGAGGCUGCCGCCAACAAGGAGAACGCCAAGAAGUCCAAGGAGGCUGCCAAGUCCGCCAAGAAGAAGAACAAGCGAGCUGUGCGAAAUGCCGCCAAGGACAACGGCUACUUCGGCGACGAGGCCAAGUCUGCCGAUAUUGACAUCGAUCUCGAUGCUCUGCUCAACCGAAUUGACGACCUUGCUCUCGGUGAUCUUGCUGCUGCUCUUGACGGUGCUGAUGCCGCCAAGGCCAAGGCUACCAUCACUGAGGCCGCCGCUAAGGCCGGAGGUGACUAUGCCUACUUCUCUUAG